Molecule: messenger RNA, 901 nt
Organism: Corylus avellana
Lineage: Eukaryota; Viridiplantae; Streptophyta; Magnoliopsida; Fagales; Betulaceae
Product: transcription factor MYB114
Biological process (GO): cell differentiation; regulation of DNA-templated transcription
Cellular component (GO): nucleus
Molecular function (GO): transcription cis-regulatory region binding
Source: RefSeq, a predicted model, not a curated record
UUUUCCUCCUCCACCAACAAAGGUAGAUGAUAGAAAGAACCAAAACAGCACUCCAUAUAUAUAUAUGUAACAAAGAUCCCCAGGCUUGACAAAAUCUCUUUUCUCUCUCUCUCUCUCUCUCUCUCUCUCUUUCUCUCUCACACACACACAAACAUAAAAGCUUAUAAGCUAGGGAUCCCAUGAGAGAUAGGUCUAUUAAACGAGAAGUGAAGCCAAUGGAAGCCAUGAAGAAGGAAUUAGUCAACAAGGGAGCAUGGACAGCAGAGGAAGAUCAAAAACUGGCCGAGGUCAUUGCAAUCCAUGGUGCUAAAAGGUGGAAGAUGGUUGCAGCUAAAGCAGGUCUUAAUCGCUGCGGCAAGAGUUGCAGGCUAAGAUGGUUGAAUUACCUAAGACCCAACAUCAAGAGAGGAAACAUAUCAGACCAAGAAGAGGAUUUGAUUCUUAGGCUUCAUAAACUACUUGGGAACAGGUGGUCUUUGAUUGCCGGAAGGUUACCCGGUCGAACAGAUAAUGAGAUAAAGAACUACUGGAAUUCUCAUUUGAGCAAGAAAAUAAAGCACAAGGAGAAACAGAGCGGAGUUGCAACAAGAGAAGGCUGCUGUAAUGGUCAGCAAAAUAGGGUGGAAGAGAAAGUAAAUGUAGAAAUGAGAGAAGAGGAGAACACAUCCAAAGGAGCUGAAGACUCAGAAAUCAACUUUGAUGUAGAUGGGUUCUUUGAUUUCUCCAAUGAGAGUCCUCUGAAUUUUGAGUGGGUCACCAAAUUCCUUGAAAUGGAUCAAGGCUGGAGUGACAUUUUUUAAACUGUAUAAACUUUUGUUUUUGCCUUUUAGAAGUUCAUGAAUUUGGUGGGGUUCAUGUUGAAGAAAAUCAGCACUUUGGUAGUCUGAAACUGUAAGUCACU